AUGAUGGAUAAUACAUCACAAUUAUUGGCUAUUGGGUCAGGAAUUAUUUUAGCAGUUGUUUCAUAUAUUUUAAUAGAUUAUUUUGGUAAGAAAUUACAUUUUAAACAAAGAUUUUUCAAUAUAUUUUGGGGAUUUAUAUUAGGACCAAUAAUUGAAAAUAAAUUAAAAACAACAAAAGAAAAAUUAUUUUCAGAAGCAAAUGGAAAAGUAUUAGAAAUUGGUAGUGGAACUGGUUCAACUUUUAAAUAUUUAAAUUUUGAAAAUAUAUCAACAUUAAUAUCAAUUGAACCAAAUCCAUUUAUGUUUAAUGAAUUAGAGAAACAAUCAUUAAAAUAUGUUAGAAUUGAUGAUAAAAAUAAAAAAGAUAAAGAAGGUUCAAAUGAUAAUGAUAAUGAUAUUGAUAAUGAUGAAAUAAAUAAUAAUAAUAAUAUUAAUAAUAAUAAUAAUAUAAACUCAAAUAGAAUUAAAAUACUUUCGAAAUCAAUUGAAAUGUCAAUAAAUGAUAAAGAUAUUGAAUAUUUAUCAUUUGAUACUAUUAUUUGUAGUUUGGUUUUAUGUUCAAUAAAAGAUGAAAAGGAAAUUAUAGAUAAUCUAAUUAGAUUAUUAAAGCCAGGUGGUAAAUUAUUAUUUAUUGAACAUAUAGCAUCUGAAAAAUAUCAUUGGAGAAUAUUUCAAAAUAUAAUUAAUCCAUUUUGGUCAUUAAUUGGCGAUAAUUGUAAACUAACUAAAAAAACUGACAAAUUAAUUAAAUCAAUUAAAGGUUGGGAAAAAGUUACAAUUUCAAAUAUUUUUACCCCUUUACCAUUUAAUUUUAUUCAAGGAAUAGCAAUCAAAGAAUUAUAA
Molecule: messenger RNA, 843 nt
Organism: Dictyostelium discoideum AX4
Lineage: Eukaryota; Evosea; Eumycetozoa; Dictyosteliales; Dictyosteliaceae
Exons: 2
Coding region: 1-843 (280 amino acids)
Source: RefSeq, a predicted model, not a curated record